Molecule: messenger RNA, 1560 nt
Organism: Castor canadensis (American beaver)
Lineage: Eukaryota; Metazoa; Chordata; Mammalia; Rodentia; Castoridae
Gene: Cebpb
Product: CCAAT enhancer binding protein beta
Biological process (GO): DNA-templated transcription; regulation of transcription by RNA polymerase II; regulation of cell differentiation
Molecular function (GO): DNA-binding transcription factor activity, RNA polymerase II-specific; RNA polymerase II cis-regulatory region sequence-specific DNA binding
Source: RefSeq, a predicted model, not a curated record
CGCGCUCCCGGCCCCGUGCGGCCACCCCCCGAGCCCCUGGCCGCCCUCCCGGGGGUCCCGGGCACCGUGGUCGGCGCGAUCCGGCGACGCGGGAGGGGCCCGGGGCUGGCCUUACGGAGUGACGCAGCCGUUGCCAGGGGCCGCCUUAUAAAUAACCGGGCUCGGGAGAAACUUUAGCGAGUCAGAGCCGCGCACGGGACCGGGAAGGGGGACCCAUCCGAGGGUCCAGCCGCCAACCCCCGCACCAACAGCGGCCACCCGGCAGCAGCGGCAGCGGCGGGGACAGCAGCAGCAGCAGCAGCGACAGCGGCAGGGACCCAGCGGCGACAGCCCGGAGCCGGGAGGCCGCGCCACCUGCGGGCCGGCCGGAGCGGGCAGCUCCAGGCCCCCCUGCCCGGGCACCCGCGUUCAUGCAACGCCUGGUGGCCUGGGACCCAGCAUGUCUCCCGCUGCCGCCGCCGCCUGCCUUUAAAUCCAUGGAAGUGGCCAACUUCUACUACGAGGCGGACUGCUUGGCUGCUGCGUACGGCGGCAAGGCGGCCCCCGCGGCGCCCCCCGCGGCCAGAGCCGGGCCGCGCCCCCCCGCCGGCGAGCUGGGCAGCAUCGGCGACCACGAGCGCGCCAUCGACUUCAGCCCGUACCUGGAGCCGCUGGGCGCGCCGCAGGCCCAGGCGCCGGCCACGGCCACGGACACCUUCGAGGCGGCUCCGCCCGCGCCCGCCCCCGCGCCCGCCUCCUCCGGGCAGCACCACGAUUUCCUCUCCGACCUCUUCUCCGACGACUACGGGGGCAAGAACUGCAAGAAGGCGGCCGAGUACGGCUACGUGAGCCUGGGGCGCCUGGGGGCCGCCAAGGGCGCGCUGCACCCCGGCUGCUUCGCGCCCCUGCACCCGCCGCCGCCACCGCCGCCGCCGCCGCCGCCGCCCGCCGAGCUCAAGGCGGAGCCGGGCUUCGAGCCCGCGGACUGCAAGCGGAAGGAGGAGGCCGGGGCGCCGGGCGGCGGUGCCGCAGGCAUGGCGGCGGGCUUCCCGUACGCGUUGCGCGCCUACCUCGGCUACCAAGCGGUGCCGAGCGGCAGCAGCGGGAGCCUCUCCACGUCCUCGUCGUCCAGCCCGCCUGGCACGCCGAGCCCCGCCGACGCCAAGGCGGCCCCGGCCGCCUGCUACCCGGGGACCGCGCCAGCGCCCGCGCAAGUCAAGAGCAAGGCCAAGAAGACAGUGGACAAGCACAGCGACGAGUACAAGAUCCGGCGCGAGCGCAACAACAUCGCCGUGCGCAAGAGCCGCGACAAGGCCAAGAUGCGCAACCUGGAGACGCAGCACAAGGUCCUGGAGCUCACGGCCGAGAACGAGCGGCUGCAGAAGAAGGUGGAGCAGCUGUCGCGCGAGCUCAGCACCCUGCGGAACUUGUUCAAGCAGCUGCCCGAGCCCCUGCUCGCCUCCUCCGGCCACUGCUAGCGCGGCCCCGCGCGCGGCCCCUGCCGGCCGUCAGAACUUGGGCGCCGGGGCACUUGGCAGCGCGGGGAGCCCGUCGGUAAUUUUAAUAUUUUAUUCUAUAUAU